Triticum urartu is the source of this 960-nucleotide messenger RNA. The record is from RefSeq and is a predicted model, not a curated record. Lineage: Eukaryota; Viridiplantae; Streptophyta; Magnoliopsida; Poales; Poaceae.
CUCAUAUAUGUUUAUUGUUUGAACUUUGUAAGGAUGGUUUGGCUUCUCGACGAUGUCUACGACACGAAACACCGGGCCUACAUGAUGCGCGAGAAGGAGAUGAAGCUUGAACCUUUGAAGAUUCGGUAUCACGGGGUCUCUGGUCCUGCCAUGCCUUACGAUGAGCGGUACACACCGUACAUCAAGCAGGCAGGACUACUCCCGUGGAUUCAGUUGGUCAGCCGGUCCACGCCGAAUCUGAACGCUCCACUGGUGUCCGCUCUUGCUGAUCGGUGGAGGCCGGAGACGCAUAGUUUCCAUCUUCGGACUGGGGAGAUGACCGUGACGCUCGAGGAUGUCUCGUUGAUCACCGUUCUUGCUAUCGACGGGAUGCCUCUCUGUAUGAGCACCAAUUCUGAUGGGUGGCGCGAGCAGAUGAUUGCUCUUAUCGGUAUGGCUCCUACCGAGGCUGAUGUAGAGGAGGGAGAAGAGAAGAAGAAGAAGGAAAAGAAAGCAGCCGGAGCUGCUUUCACGUGGAUUCAAACUCACUUUGCGACGUGCCCUCCGUAUGCCACUGAUGAUGUGAUCCAGACACAUGCUCGUGUCUACAUGUGGUAUGUUGUGUCGAGGACUUUGUUUCCUGACUCCACUGGCAAGAAUGCUCCAUGGAUGUGGCUGAAGGCGUUGACCGUCUUCGAUAGCAAAUGGAGCUGGGGUUCAGCGACUCUUGCCUACUUGUACCGACAGCUGGACGAUGCGUGUUGCAGGAUCACAGGUAGUGCAGGCAUUGGUGGUAAUAUGCUUCUACUUUCUGUAUGGAGCUGGGAGCGUCUGCCUGUUGGACGCCCGAAGAGCGUCAGGUUUAAUCCUUGGUAUGAAGAUGAAGAUGACGAAUUACGGCACCCCACUUGGGCUUACAAGUGGGAUGUGGCUAAAGCCCCAGCACCGCCGGCCAAUGCCGAGGAGGACCUUUCCUCCUGA